CGCCCUCCCGCCUGGCAGCUGGCGGCCCGGCAGCCUGCGAAUCCGGGUGGUGAGCCGGGAUGGCGGCUGUGGCGGCGUACGCGGGCUGGCUGCUGCGGCUCCGUGCAGCCGGGGCCGACGGACCCUGGCGUCGGCUGUGUGGCGCGGGGCUGCCGCGGGGCUUCCUGCAGUCCGCCUUGGCCUACGGGGCUGCGGCCCAGAGGCGGCAGGUGGCUCACUUCACUUUCCAGCCUGACCCGGAGCCCGUGGAGUACGGGCAGACUCAGAAAAUGAAUCUCUUCCAGGCAGUAACAAGUGCCUUAGAUAACUCAUUGGCCAAAGAUCCUACGGCAGUAAUAUUUGGUGAAGACGUUGCCUUUGGUGGAGUCUUUAGAUGUACUGUUGGCUUGCGAGACAAGUAUGGUAAAGAUAGAGUUUUUAAUACCCCACUGUGUGAACAAGGAAUCGUUGGAUUUGGAAUUGGAAUCGCCGUCACUGGUGCUACGGCCAUAGCAGAAAUUCAGUUUGCAGAUUAUAUUUUCCCUGCUUUUGAUCAGAUUGUUAAUGAAGCUGCCAAGUAUCGCUACCGGUCUGGGGACCUUUUUAAUUGUGGAAGCCUCACCAUCCGGUCCCCUUGGGGCUGUGUCGGCCACGGGGCCCUCUAUCAUUCCCAGAGUCCUGAAGCUUUCUUUGCCCACUGCCCAGGAAUCAAGGUGGUUGUACCCAGAAGCCCUUUCCAGGCCAAGGGACUUCUUUUAUCAUGCAUAGAGGAUAAAAAUCCUUGUAUAUUUUUUGAACCUAAAAUACUUUACAGGGCAGCAGUGGAGCAGGUUCCUGUAGAGCCAUACAACAUCCCCCUUUCCCAAGCUGAAGUCAUCCAAGAAGGGAGUGAUGUUACUCUAGUUGCCUGGGGCACUCAGGUUCAUGUGAUCCGAGAGGUGGCUACCAUGGCUCAAGAGAAGCUCGGGGUGUCUUGUGAGGUCAUUGAUCUGAGGACUAUACUACCUUGGGAUGUGGAUACAGUUUGCAAGUCUGUGAUCAAAACAGGGCGACUGCUAGUAAGUCACGAGGCUCCUUUGACGGGCGGCUUUGCCUCUGAGAUCAGCUCAACGGUUCAGGAAGAAUGUUUCCUGAACCUGGAAGCUCCUAUAUCAAGGGUGUGUGGGUACGACACACCAUUCCCUCACAUUUUUGAACCGUUCUACAUCCCAGACAAGUGGAAGUGCUAUGAUGCCCUUCGAAAAAUGAUCAACUAUUGACCAUGG
Messenger RNA from Bubalus bubalis (water buffalo), 1244 nucleotides. It is a transcript of the gene BCKDHB, whose product is annotated as branched chain keto acid dehydrogenase E1 subunit beta. The record is from RefSeq and is a predicted model, not a curated record. The transcript has 10 exons. Bases 60 to 1238 code for a protein of 392 amino acids. Gene Ontology annotation, biological process: branched-chain amino acid catabolic process; response to nutrient. NCBI's taxonomy places the organism in Eukaryota, Metazoa, Chordata, Mammalia, Artiodactyla, Bovidae. Gene Ontology annotation, molecular function: catalytic activity.